AUGCAUGAACAACCGGCAGCUGGGAAAGAAAAAGAAAAGUCUAUUCGAAAUGAUGAAACAACACCAAUACUGCAUGUCUAUGAUAAUAAUCAAGAAAAAUGGUAUACUGUAGCAAGUCAACUUGUUUUUCCUUUUAUGAUUGCUGGAUUUGGUAUGGUUGCUGCAGGACUUCUACUUGAACAUGUGAAGGAAUUGAAAGUAUUUCGAGAAAUAACAGAAAUUUAUAUACUUGUUCCAGCUUUACUUGAUUUAAAAGGCAAUUUAGAAAUGACAUUAGCUUCUCGUCUAUCUACACAAGCAAAUAUUGGAAAUAUGGAUAAAAUAUGUAAAUUUAAAAGUUUAUUUAUUGGUAAUAUUGUUUUAAUACAAUUACAAGCUAUUGUUAUUGGCUUUCUUGCUGCUAUUGUAUCAAUUUUUAUAAGUUGGUUAUCACAGGAUCAUUUUAAUGUUCGACAUGCUCUUGUUUUAUGCAGUAGCAGUAUUUCAACAGCAGCAAUUGCUUCAUUAGGAUUAAGUUUAAUUAUGAUAAUCGUUAUUGUUUUAUCUCAUAGAUGUAAAAUAAAUCCAGAUAAUAUUGCUACACCAGUAGCUGCAUCACUUGGUGAUAUUACAACUCUUGCUGUUCUAGCUGGUGUUAGUAAUUUUUUAUUUCAAAUCAUUAGUAUGUCACCAAUAAUAAUUGCAAUGUUUAUAUCAAGUACGGGUGGUUUAAUUCUUGCUUUUGCUGUUCAAACACUUCGUGGAGUGUGUGGUAAUCUAGUAACUGUACAAGCAAGUCGACUAUCUACUGCUCUUCACCAACAAGGCAAACCAGGAGAAUUUCAUAAUGAUGAACAAUGUGAUGCUUCAACAGAUUGUCCGAAUCCAUAUAAAAUGUUUUGUUCCAGAAAUAAUGCUUCAUGUAUAGUACGUUUGUUAUUAUUCAUGGCUAUACCGGGUCAUUUAACAUUUCUACUUAUUAUUUGGCAAUUAGCUGCUAAUCACAAUCAAAUUACAUUUCUUUUUAUUUUUCUUUAUCUUAUCGCAGCACUUAUUCAAGUAGCUAUUCUUCUUUAUAUUGCUCAAUGGAUAGUACCGUUCGUUUGGCGACGUCAUGGAGAUCCAGAUAAUGUAUGCAUACCGUAUUUAACAUCUACUGGAGAUCUUUUGGGUACUGCUCUUCUUACAUGUGUCUUUCUACUGCUUGCAUAA
This is a messenger RNA of Rotaria sp. Silwood2, 1191 nucleotides long. The record is from the annotation of a GenBank genome assembly. NCBI's taxonomy places the organism in Eukaryota, Metazoa, Rotifera, Eurotatoria, Philodinida, Philodinidae.